Messenger RNA from Penicillium antarcticum, 3015 nucleotides. RefSeq names its product class III chitinase ChiA1 (gene chiA1). Bases 1 to 3015 code for a protein of 1004 amino acids. The record is from RefSeq and is a predicted model, not a curated record. Gene Ontology annotation, biological process: carbohydrate metabolic process. Gene Ontology annotation, molecular function: chitinase activity. Gene Ontology annotation, cellular component: extracellular region. The transcript has a single exon. NCBI's taxonomy places the organism in Eukaryota, Fungi, Ascomycota, Eurotiomycetes, Eurotiales, Aspergillaceae.
AUGCUGACCAAAACUGUUGCCGCCGUUUCGGCGCUGUCACUCUUUGUUUCGUCUGCUUCUGCUGUUGAUGCCAGCUUGAAGAACAAUGUUGCUGUCUACUAUGGACAAGGUUAUAACCAACCUCGUUUGCGCCACUUCUGUGACCAAACCUCCAACGACAUCAUCAAUAUUGGUUUCAUCAACGAAUUCCCUGCUGAUGUGAACGACUGGCCUGGUAGCAACUUUGCCAACCAGUGUGAUGGAAAUAUGUUCCCCGGCACUGACCUGCUCAAUGGCUGCCACCAGAUCUGGGAGGAUAUUCCUUACUGUCAGAACUUGGGCAAGACUGUCCUUCUCUCCAUCGGUGGUGGCACUGCCACCACUGAGUACCUCAAGGACGACGCAACUGCCGAGUGGUUUGCUGAUUUCUUGUGGUAUGCAUUCGGUCCUAACCCAACCGACCCCGCCAAGAUUCUCGAAUUCCCUCGCCCCUUCCUGACUGCCGUCGUUGAUGGUUUCGACUUUGAUAUUGAGCACAACGGAGGCGUUGGUAUGUUCCGGUUCUCCCCCCAAGCCCUAAUUACACCUCUAACAUCAAUAGGAUGGGCUGCCAUGAUCAACCGUCUGCGUUCUUACUACGAGACAUACACUGAGAAGAAGAUGUACAUCUCCGGUGCUCCUCAGUGUGCCAUCCCCGAUGCCCAGCUCAGCGACGCCAUCCAGAACUCCUGGUUUGACUUCAUCUGGGUCCAGUUCUACAACACCGAUUCCUGCUCUGCCCGCGCCUGGGUCGAAGGCUACGGCGACUUCAACUUCGGCCAGUGGGUUCAGAUUAUCCGGGCUGGUGCCAACCCCGAUGCUAAGCUCUACAUCGGUCUGCCCGCCUCCUCGAGCGCCGCCAACCCUGGUUACUAUAUCACCCCCUCUGAAGCCGAGCCCCUGAUCUCUACCUACAUGGAGCUCUACCCCGAGCAAUUCGGUGGUGUCAUGCUCUGGGAGGCUACUGCCAGCGACAACAAUGUUAUCGAUGGCCUCACCUACGCUGAGAACAUCCAGGAGAUCCUUUACAGCUGUGCUCCUCGUGUUGUCUCUUCCACUGCCAUCCCCAGCUCCACUGCCACUCCUGUCAAGUCCUCCACCGUUCCUCCCUCCAGCUCUGCUACCCCUACCAGCUCUCCCGCUGCUUCUUCCACUGUGUCGCCUUCGUCGUCUGCUGCUCCUAGCACCACUCCGUCGUCGACCCCCUCGAGCUCGGCCACCCCCAGCGCCUCGGUGUCUCCCAGCUCUCCUGCUGGCACCGCCUCGCCUUCUGGAACUCCUUCCGUCACCCCCAGCUCCCCCGCCAGUACCGUGGCUCCUUCUUCCUCGGCACCUGUGACCCCCUCCGGAACUCCUUCCGUUGCUCCCACCGUCACCCCCAGCUCCUCGGCUGGCACCGUGUCACCCUCUUCCUCCGCUGCCGUGUCUCCCUCCGUCACUCCCAGCUCCCCUGCUGGCACCGUGUCGCCCUCUUCCUCCGCUGCCGUGUCUCCCUCCGUCACUCCCAGCUCCCCUGCUGGCACCGUGUCGCCCUCUUCCUCCGCUGCCGUGUCUCCCUCCGUCUCCCCCAGCAAGCCUGCCUCCUCCGCUUUCCCCAGCGGCAGUGCUUCCAGCUCCGCUGCCUCCUCCACUGACUGCGAGACCGAGACUCCCUCAGCUUCUGCCACUGUGAAGCCCAGCUCUUCUGCCCCUGGUACCGUGAAGCCCAGCUCCACCCCCGUUACUGUCAAGCCUAGCUCUUCCAGCCCCGCUGCUUCUUCCACUGAUUGUGAGACUGAGACCUCCGAGACGCCGGCUGCCUCCACCCCUGCUAGCAGCCCUGCCAGCAGCCCCGUGGCUUCUUCUGGACACCCCAGCCUCACUAUCACUGUGACUGCCUCCAGCACUCCCACUCCCAGCUCCCCGGUUGGCUCUGGUUCCCAGUCUGCCUCCAGCUCUACUCCUCUGGUCCCGGGUCAGUCUUCCAGUGCCAUCUCCAGUGGCUCUGCUUCCUCUGCCACUGAGUCUGGUGUCCAGCCUACUGGUGCCCAGUCUUCCGGUGUUCAAUCCACUGGUGCUCAGUCUUCCGGUGCUCAAUCAACUGGUGCUCAGUCUUCUGGUGCUCAAUCCACUGGCGCUGACUCUACUGGAUCUUCCGCUCCCAGCACUAUCACCAUCCCCGUGACUCCAACCCCCGUUGCCACCUCCUCCGCCGAGACCAUUACCACCGUGAUCGUCACCUCCUACACUAGCAUCUGCCCCACCGGUUUCACCACCAUCACCACCACCCUGACCACCUACUACUGUCCUGGCAACACACCGGCCACCGCUACCGCCACCGGCCCUGCCGGAAUCGUUACUGGUACCGCUGAUGUGACCGCCCCUACAUCCGGCCCGGCUACCACCAGCCCCUCCAUCCCCGAGGGCUGGACCACCACCGUCACUGUCUGCACUGUCUGUGCCGCCACUCCCACCACUGUGACCCUCACUCUGCCUCCUGCUCCUACCACAUCUGGUGUUGCUGCUGAGACUACCUCUGCCUCUGUUCCUGAGGGCUACACCACUGCGCUUUCUAUCUGCAAGACCUGUGGUCCCACUGGUAGCACCAUCACUGUUACUAUUCCUAUUGCCACUGCUCCUGCCACUGCUACUGCUACCGCCCCUGCCCACGGCUCUGGUGAGGGUUCCAGCGCCGGUUCCAACCCCGGUUCUGGUUCCUCCAGCCAGGGCGAGGGCUCUAACACUGGCUCCAACUCUGGUUCCGGUUCUAGCCCCGUUAGACCUGCCGCCUCUUCCAAGGUCAUCUCCAGCACCCCAGUUGCACCCGUCCGCCCAGCCAAGACCUCGUCGACCCUGGCCUUCCGCCCCUCGACCGUCGCUACCAACAUUCCUGUGGCGCCUACCAGCACCAGCACCCCCGAGGGCGUUUCCCCGGUCUACACCGGUGCCGCCUCCAAGGUCACCAGUGUCUUCGGCUCUCUCGUCGCUGUCGCUCUCUCCAUGUUCGUCCUGUUGUGA